This is a messenger RNA of Acanthosepion pharaonis, 606 nucleotides long. The record is from the annotation of a GenBank genome assembly. NCBI's taxonomy places the organism in Eukaryota, Metazoa, Mollusca, Cephalopoda, Sepiida, Sepiidae.
AUGUUUUUCCUUUCUUUUACGCCUUCCUUUCUCUCUGUUUCUUUCAUUCAUUCAUUUUUUUUUCUUGCUUUCUUUCUUUUAAAACUAUUCUGUUUUUUUCUUUCUUUUACGUUUUUGCUGCUUCUUUCUUUUUUUUUUUUUCGGCAUGAUUUCUUCAUUACACUCUCUCCACACUCUCCAUUUACUUUUGUCCUCUUCCAUUCCUCCCUCCCCAAAUAUUCUUUUCUCUCUUCAUCUCUAACACAUUUACUUUGCUUUUCUCAUCCCUCAUUUUAUCUCUCCUCUAUUCUUAAGCACUAUUGUUUAUCUUCUCUACAAUUCGCCCAUUUGCUCCUCAUACCCUUUCCCUCUUUCUACAAUCUCCCCAUUCUCUCUCAAUCAUCAUUACUUUGUCCGAUUCACCAUGCCUCUCAGUUUUCUCGUUUUUCCAAUGUUCAUUUUCUCCUUUAUCUUUUCUAUUUAACGAUCUUAUUCCUUUUUUUCCUAUUUUAUUUUGUCUGUUUCUUCUUUUUUUUCUCUUUCUUUAUGUUUCUGAAUUCCUUUUUAUUUAUUUACUUCAUAGUCUUGUCCUUUGGCUCUCUCUAUAUAUUGGUUCGUGCGGGUUGA